GGUGGGGGUGGGAACUGAGUCCGGUGUUACGCCGGGCCUUAAUCCAAGGGUAUCGCUCUAACCCAUGUAGCUCAAAAGAAAUGGCCGUACGCUUCGUCUCUGUGCGUGGGAAAAAAUCAAUCGAUAUACGAAGAUUAUCGCUCAGACUGAACAACUCGAGCAGCUCCCAUAUUGGCUUCUUCAGCACUGCUGCAGAGCAGCGCAGUAGAGGAGAUGACUGCCGUAAUGACGAUGGUGAUGAUGAUCGCAAUCACUCAGUUACACAUGUCAGGAUGUUGGAGAUGAGGGCACACAAACUAGAGCAGCAGGUUCAAGAUCUCACUGAAAGGUAUAAAAGAGCUCUAGCUGACUCAGACAAUGUACGAAGAAGAACUCAGAAGUUUGUGGAAGACGCCAAGCUCUUUGGGAUUCAAAGUUUCUGUCGUGAUUUAGUGGAGGUGGCAGACUUGCUGGAGCAGACUACAGGGGACAUGGAGGGGGUCGAGACAGUGAACCUGACACAGAGCCUGGCACAAAUCCAGGGCAGACUGCAAGAGGUGUUCACCAAGCAUGGACUGGAGAAAAUGAGUCCUGUGGGGUCCACAUACGACCCCUACGACCAUGAGAUAGUGUUCCAUACAGCAGCAGAGGGAGUGGAGCCUGGCACUAUAGCUGUGGUAAAGCAAGAUGGUUACAAGCUUCACGGGCGCACCAUUCGCCAUGCGCAUGUGGGCAUCGCUGUGAAGACACAGGAGUCGUGAUUACAGGUUUUGGUUUAUUGUGCCACCCUGACUUGAAGCUCCUGUACGCUGCAUAUUUGCAUUUGUAUAAUUUAUGCCUUCCUUAAAGUAUUCUUGUAGAUAUAUGCUCGCAAAACUGAAUAAUUCUCUGAGAUAAUAGUUCAGCUAUGUAGUUCAUUGGUCUUUGCUUGAUUGUUCUUUUUUAUGUAUUGUCCUCUACAUUUAUUUAAAUAUUCUGUUAUGUUGCACAUUGUUCUAUCUUUUUAGAAUGAGCUCUUUUUUGGAAAUCAACACUGAUAAAAAGACUGUAGUGUGUGUGUGUGUGUGUGUGUGUGUAUAUAUAACUUGAGCCCACACUCUUUGGAAUCUACAUUACAUUUUCUGGUACCUUUUAAUCAAAACUACCAUACCUCAAUGAACCUUGAAAUUGGGAGGUAUUUCUUUUUAUUCUGUUAUACUGGUAGAGGUCUUAUGUCUGGGACCCUAAUCUUUUGAAGUUUAUGACCGUCUUCUUGCAGUACAGUAUUGAUAGAAGAUAUCUUUGUACUGUAAAUUAUGAUUUGCAUUUCCAAGGCAUUUACAGUGUUUGUGAGAGAGGACGGUGUGUGUCGGCUCUUCUGAAGGUUUACUGAAUAUUGGUCAUUUCACAGUUUUGGGAUGCUUCUUCUUUUGUGCCUUAAUGUAAGAUCUGCAGUGCCCAAAGAGUGAACUCUAACAUUUUAAUUCUAUAAAAAAAAAAAAAAAAAAAAACAAUGUGGAAAAUAAGGUGCA
Messenger RNA from Pygocentrus nattereri (red-bellied piranha), 1490 nucleotides. It is a transcript of the gene grpel2, whose product is annotated as GrpE-like 2, mitochondrial. The record is from RefSeq and is a predicted model, not a curated record. Gene Ontology annotation, molecular function: protein-folding chaperone binding; adenyl-nucleotide exchange factor activity; protein homodimerization activity. Gene Ontology annotation, cellular component: PAM complex, Tim23 associated import motor. Bases 81 to 740 code for a protein of 219 amino acids. The transcript has 4 exons. Gene Ontology annotation, biological process: protein import into mitochondrial matrix; protein folding. Lineage: Eukaryota; Metazoa; Chordata; Actinopteri; Characiformes; Serrasalmidae.